AACACGACCACCACCACCGUCCCCAUCGUUACGACCACCCCCAACACCACCACCACCACCGUCCCCAUCGUUACUACCACCCCCAACACCACCCCCACCACCGUCCCCAUCGCUACGACCAUCCCCAAUGCUACCACCACCACCACCACCGUCCCCAUUGCUACGACCACCCCCAACGCUACUACCACCACCACCACCGUCCCCAUCGCUACGACCACCCCCAACGCUACCACCACCACCACCGUCCCCAUCGCUACAACGACCCCCACCACCACCGUCCCCAUCGUUACGACCACCCCCAACGCUACCACCACCACCACCACCUUCCCCAUCGCUACGACCACCCCCAACGCUACCACCACCACCACCGUCCCCAUCGCUACAACGACCCCCACCACCACCACCACCACCACCGUCCCCAUCGCUACGACCACCCCCAACGCUACCACCACCACCACUACCCCCAAUGCUACCACCACCACCACCGUCCCCAUCGUUACGACCACCCCCAACGCUACCACCACCACCACCACCGUCCCCAUCGUUACGACCACCCCCAACGCUACCACCACCACCACCACCGUCCCCAUCGUUACGACCACCCCCAACGCUACCACCACCACCACCACCGUCCCCAUUGCUACGACCACACCCAACACUACCAGCACCACCGUCCCCAUCGUUACGACCACCCCCAACGCUACCACCACCACCACCACCGUCCCCAUCGCUACCACCACCCCCAACGCUACCACCACCACCACCACCGUCCCCAUCGUUACGACCACCCCCAACGCUACCACCACCACCACGAGCUUCCCCAUCGCGACGACCACCCCCAACGCUACCACCACCACCACCACCGUCCCCAUCGUUACGACCACCCCCAACGCUACAACCACCACCACCGUCCCCAUCGUUACCACCACCCCCAACGCUACCACCACCACCGCCGUCCCCAUCGCUACGACCACCCCCAACGCUACCACCACCACCGCCGUCCCCAUCGUUACGACCACCCCCAACGCUAACACCACCACCACGAGCGUCCCCAUCGCUACGACCACCCCCAACGCUACCACCACCACCACCACCGUCCCCAUUGCUACGACCACCCCCAACGCUACCACCACCACCACCACCGUCCCCAUCGCUACGACCACCCCCAACGCUACCACCACCACCACGAGCGUCCCCAUCGCUACGACCACCCCCAACACCACCACCACCACCACCUUCCCCAUCGCUACGACCACCCCCAACGCUACCACCACCACCACCGUCCCCAUCGUUACCACCACCCCCAACGCUACCACCACCACCACCACCGUCCCCAUCGCUACGACCACCCCCAACGCUACCACCACCACCACCACCGUCCCCAUCGUUACCACCACCCCCAACGCUACCACCACCACCACCACCGUCCCCAUUGUUACAACCACCCCCAACGCUACCACCAACACAACCACCGUCCCCAUCGUUACGACCACCCCCAACGCUACCACCACCACCACCGUCCCCACCGUUACGACCACCCCCAACGCUACUACCACCACCACCGGCCCCAUCGCUACGACCACCCCCAACGCUACCACCACCACCACCGUCCCCAUCGUUACGACCACCCCCAACGCUAACACCACCACCACCACCGUCCCCAUCGUUACGACCACCCCCAACGCUACCACCACCACCACCACCGUCCCCAUCGUUACAACCACCCCCAACGCUACCACCACCACCACCACCGUCCCCAUCGUUACGACCACCCCCAACGCUACCACCACCACCACCACCGUCCCCAUCGUUACAACCACCCCCAACGCUACCACCACCACCACCACCACGAGCGUCCCCAUCGUUACGACCACGCCCAACGCUACCACCACCACCACCACCGUCCCCAUCGCUACGACCACCCCCAACGCUACCACCACCACCACCACCGUCCCCAUCGUUACGACCACCCCCAACGCUAACACCACCACCACCACCGUCCCCAUCGUUACGACCACCCCCAACGCUAACACCACCACCACCACCGUCCCCAUCGUUACGACCACCCCCAACACCACCACCACCACCGUCCCCAUCGUUACGACCACCCCCAACACCACCACCACCACCGUCCCCAUCGUUACCACCACCCCCAACGCUACCACCACCACCACCACCGUCCCCAUCGUUACGACCACCCCCAACGCUACCACCACCACCACCGUCCCCAUCGUCACGACCACCCCCAACGCUACCACCACCACCACCACCGUCCCCAUCGCUACGACCACCCCCAACGCUACCACCACCACCACCACCGUCCCCAUCGCUACGACCACCCCCAACGCUACCACCACCACCACCGUCCCCAUCGCUACGACCACCCCCAACGCUACCACCACCACCACCACCGUCCCCAUUGUUACGACCACCCCCAACGCUACCACCACCACCACCACCGUCACCAUCGUUACGACCACCCCCAACGCUACCACCACCACCACCACCGUCCCCAUCGCUACGACCACCCCCAACGCUACCACCACCACCACCGUCCCCAUCGCUACGACCACCCCCAAUGCUACCACCACCACCACCGUCCCCAUCGUUACGACCACCCCCAACGCUACCACCACCACCACCACCGUCCCCAUCGCUACCACCAACCCCAACGCUACCACCACCACCACCACCGUCCCCAUCGUUACGACCACCCCCAACGCUACUACCACCACCACCACCGUCCCCAUCGCUACGACCACCCCCAACGCUACCACCACCACCACCACCGUCCCCAUCGCUACGACCACCCCCAACGCUACCACCACCACCACCACCGUCCCCAUCGCUACGACCACCCCCAACGCUACCACCACCACCACCACCGUCCCCAUCGUUACGACCACCCCCAACGCUACCACCACCACCACCACCAUCCCCAUCGCUACGACGACCUCCAACGCUACGAAGACCACCACCACCGCCGCCGUCCCUGCAGCUACCACCACCCCCAACGCUACCACCACCACCACCACCAGCCCCACCACCAGUGAGGGUCAGUGCCAGAACGGCGGCACCUGGGACGGCAUCAAGUGCGUGUGCGCUGGCGGGUACUACGGCGCCCUGUGCGAGAUCGCCGUCUGCCAGAACGGCGGCACCUGGGCCGGCGGCGGCUGCCAGUGCGCCGAGAGCUUCCAGGGCAGCGAGUGCCAGUUCGCCAAGGAGAACGUCGAGGUCAAGGACGUGAUGGUGAAUGCAACGGUCGAGAUGAAGACGAAGGUCGACAACAGGGUUUUCACAAAGGAUCUCAAAAAUAAGUCCUCUGCAGCUUUCCAGAACUUUGAGAAGGACUUCAAGGAGCAGAUGAGGGAGGUUUACAAGCACAUAGAGGGCUACCAGGAUGUGGUGAUCCACGAACUGAACGAGGGCAGCAUCGUGGUGAACUACACGGUCCUCCUGAAGGUGCUCGCCAGCACCACGGCCAACGAGACGGUGCAGAGCAUCUCCAAGAGCCUCGUCACCGCCAUCAACAGCUACACCAACUGCAACGAAACCUGUCAAGAAGGCAACUGUACCUUCUGCUUCAACUCUACCUACACCAGCGUCGACAACUUCAGGGUGGAAGAGGUUGAAACAAGUGUGUGCGACAGCCGCAUCCCGGAGGAUUUCAAGACCUACUUCUCCCCGCUCGUCACCCCCACCGGCGUCCUCUGCAUCACCAGAUGCGACAAACGCUCUGCCGACCCUUACCCCUGCGUCCACGGCACGUGCGUCGUGGCACGCUCGGGACCACAGUGCGAGUGCUCGGAGCCGUCGGCGUUCUGGUACCAAGACAGCGCCUGCAGCUCCCGCAUCAGCAAGGUGGGGGUGGCCGUGGGGGUACCGGUGGCUGGGUUGGUCGUGGCCGUCGCCGCCUUCACCGCCUUCCUGCUGCGGGCGAAGAGGCAGAAGGACGAGUACAGGGUUAAGCUGACCUCCUACUCGGAGCUGUAUUGCAGCACGGACGAGAGCUGGACCAGCCCGAAGGGCUUCACCGCCAGCAACCCGGCCGCGACCUGGGAAGCUUCAAGAACUUGUGCACCUUCCACCACCACCGUGACCACCUCCACCAACACAGCCAGCUCUACCUUCAACAACUCUUCACCCAUCGUGUCCACCACGGUCUCACAUCCCAACAACAUGACUUUACCUCCCACUACGAGCACCUCUACUCUCCAGAACUCCUCGUCCAUCACGUCCACCACGACUUCACCUCCCGCCACCACCACCCCUCUCCGCCCCACCACCACCCCAGGGGUCUGCCAUAACGGGGGCACUUGGCUGGACGGCCACUGCAAGUGCCCCCCCGGUUUCACGGGUGACGCGUGUGAUGACAUCAGUAACACCAUCGCAACAAACGCCGUGACCAACGCGACAGUGCAGGUGGAGCUGCGCGUCACCAGCCGGGAGUUCACCGACGACCUCCGGAACCCCAGCUCUUCCACCUACUUGGAGUUUGUCGAGACCUUCAGGAAGCAGAUGGACGUGGUCUACAGCAACAUCCAGGGCUACGGGGGCAUCAAGGUCCUGCGUCUGACGCCCGGCAGCGUGGUGGUGGAUCACAUCAUCAUCGUCUCCCUGCUGGUGACCGCCCAAGCCCAGGAGAAGCUCCACAACAUCACGGCGGAGCUGCAGGAAGAGAUCCGCGCGGCAGCGGCGCAGCUGAACUGCACAAGUGGUACCCGCGAGCUGUGCUUCAGCUCCUCCGACGUGGUGGUGCGCAACGCUUCGCUCAACUUUGACAAAGAGGCCUUCUGCCAGCAGGAAGCGCCUGAGGGCUACCAGGACUACUACUUUCCCAAGCUGACAAGCUCUGGUUUCUACUGCAUAUCCAACUGCACCCCAGGCACCCCCCGGCUCCAUCAGCUCUGCCACGAGACCGAUCUCUACUGGUACCGAGGCGAUGGCUGCGAGACCCGGGUCGGCAAGCUGGCGGUGGGGUUGGGCGUGGCCGCGGCGGCUCUGGCCGCGACGGGCGUCGUCCUCGCCGUCCUCCUCUUCCGAGCUCGGAGGACCGGAUCGUUUUACAGCACCCAGAAGGCGAUGAAGCAGACGUGGUACGAGGACGCGGUCGACACGUGGAGCCUCCCAGGAAGCUUCACCUUCCAGAACCAAGGCUCCCACACUGAGGACAACUUUCGGGUCAACCUUGAGUCUCUGCACGCAUCGGCACCGGUCAAUGUUCCAAGACCGGAGAAAUUCUACACGCGACUCUGA
This is a messenger RNA of Phalacrocorax carbo (great cormorant), 5256 nucleotides long. The record is from RefSeq and is a predicted model, not a curated record. NCBI's taxonomy places the organism in Eukaryota, Metazoa, Chordata, Aves, Suliformes, Phalacrocoracidae.